AUGAAGUCUCGUGAUGUGACUGAAUUUAAUUUUUCCAUUGAUCUAUCGCCUUACAUUUCUGAACAAUGGAGACGUGUUGCUGUUAUUCCAUCGGCAAAGGCGAUAAGAGCUGGUGAAACCGUUACAUUACGAGAUGCUCUUGAACAAUAUACACUUUCCAACAAGAAAAUCAAAGAAAUAGUAUUGCAAAAGCAAUAUCAUGGCUGGAAUUUAGAAGAAUUGCAGAAAAAACUUAUUGUAUUAGUUCGUUCAACUGGUUAUCAAAAUAGCAUUAAUGUCACUUAUAAUAGAGUCAAUUAUCAGAUUACUGCUCGUUCAUCUUCAAAAUUUAGCCGUUUUGCUAAUUCGACUGUGAUUCGUGUCUUGUGUUGUAUUUCCUGCCUAUGUAUUAUUUUUGGUCCUAUUUAUUAUUGUUUACGUACUAUAGGUUCAACGCGUGAUAAUAUUGUUGCCGAAUAUAUGAUGAUGAAGUCUGAUGAUACUUUUCUUCAACUUAAUGCUCAAAAGAUUGUUAAUUCAGUGAUUCAGCGUUCAUAUAAUUCGUAUAUAGCACAUUUUGCCUAA
Messenger RNA from Rotaria sp. Silwood1, 564 nucleotides. The record is from the annotation of a GenBank genome assembly. NCBI's taxonomy places the organism in Eukaryota, Metazoa, Rotifera, Eurotatoria, Philodinida, Philodinidae.